Messenger RNA from Pelagomonas calceolata, 1688 nucleotides. The record is from the annotation of a GenBank genome assembly. Lineage: Eukaryota; Pelagophyceae; Pelagomonadales; Pelagomonadaceae.
CGCUUUUUGCACGGGCUGUGGGGGCCGCAGUGUGGUUUGGCUGUGCACGUGCCGCCGCGCCUAGCGUGUGCCAGCAGCGCUUGCCCAGCUGACUGGGAAGGACGCCUAAGCCCAACGCAAUCAAAAUUUGAUGCAAGUGGGUAGUUUUUGCGUGCUUUUUGCGCUUUUGCAAAGUCCUUGCUGACAACCCGCACGUUGCGGGUCCGCUUCCUUCGGUUUCCUCUGCACGGGUCCUGGCUGUCGCGAGCCGUUCACGGACGCUGCGACGGAUCGCGGGGGACCGCGGCGCCGACAGCUGUGCUUAGCACUCUCCACCAAGUUGGCUAGAAAACGCGAGCGAGGCGCCGCGCACCCCGCUGUGCUGCUUCAAAGCUCUGUACUAUAUUGCAUAUUAAUUUCCAAGCGAGAAAACCGCGUCUUUUACCUCGCCCGAGACAAGAAACGCAGCUUUUUACCAGCAGCCGAAGACGUCGUCAGACUGAUCGCGCGAAGCCACUAGGAAUCACGCGCAGGCCCAAAGUCAAGUCCCACAACACGAUGGAAGAGCCUGGCAUCGAGCCCGCCGCCAAGUCCGGACUCCGGCCGCGCCGCCGCCCGUCGGCCCGGGCGAGCGCCCGGCGUGGAACGCAACCGUCGCUUCGAAACUCACACGAAACACGCAGGCCACGGACAACUACCUCACGCCCGCCCAGCAGACGAACUUCAAGACGAGACCCACGACGCGACGACUCGUCAAGCCGCCCGACUACGCGGUGCCGUCGGACUGGCGCACGGAAGGUAGUAGAUACCUGAGGCGGUGGGUCAUCCGUUCAGUGGUGGGCUUGGACGGCAUCCUCAAACCGCAACUCGGCUACAUCGCGGCCUGGCUGAGCGCGAAGGAGAGCGACUUCCAGAACAGUCGCGGCCGGUCCGCCGGUCUUUAUAGAUGCGUCUACGUCGGUGGGGAAUUAGAUGGCGACGCCGAAGAUUUAGAGUUGCACGAGACCACGGCGACGCUCUGGCAGCACGCCUGUGGCGGGUGCAACGCCUUCGCCGUGGAUCCCGAGGUCCUGCGUCGCCACUGCGCGACCUGCAAAAGCUACAAGCGCAAGGUCGACGCCGACGCGGCGGCCGCGGCCGCGGCGCAGGCCGCGUUGGACCUGAAGAAGCGGCCCGCCGACGGCGGCGCGACGACGCGCGGGAAAGCUAGACGCGUCGAGGAGACGGCCCCGAAGGCGCCCCCGGGUCCUCUCCCCGGCGCACGCGCGGCGCCGUACCCGUUCCACGCCCUGCCCGGGGCCGCGGCGCCGCCGCCGCAGCGCAAGCUGACGAUCCGCCUCCCGGCCGGCGCCGGCGCGGCGGCCGCGACGCCGCCCGUCGCGCCGGCGCAGCGCAUGCCGCCGCGCGCGCCGCGCAUCGGCGCCCAGUACCAGGCCGACACGGAGCUGCCCGAGCCCGAAACCGCGCCGCCGCCGCCCGUCGCCGUCGCCGCCGCGCGGACGCGCACGAUGCCCCUCGUGCCGCGGCCGUCCUACGAGUUCGACGUGAGCGCCGGUUUGUCGAUCGACAUCGCGCUGAAGCGCGGCCGCGGCCUCGCGCCGCUCGUGCUGCGCCUCGGGCCGCGCGAGGCCGUCCUGUACCGCGCGGACCGCGACGGCGGCGCGGACCCGGAGCGCGUCGUCGCGCGCGCGGCGCUGCCGGCCCAGUAG